CUCUCAACUCUUUAUCCAUCCCAAGCUUGGUUCAGCAGCCUCACCCAUCGCCCCUCUGACAUUGCAGCUGCUGGGGCUCAUGGUCUCGAGCGCGGCAGCGGCAAACUCGUCGUUCGCGAAAAUUUCUAUUACACAUAGUGAACUGGCAAGACGAGGGCGAGCCGGCUGCGGUGAAACCUUGCUCGCAGCCUGCUCACAAUGGCUGACUACAGUCAUCACCACGAUCGAGCCGGAUUCAAUCCGCACUGCCAGGGGGCACGGAGAAAUUUCGACAAGAAACGGACCGAGCACGCAAUCGGCGACAACGAUGAAUUCACGAACACGCUUCCAAAACGGCCAAGGUUGGCUGGUACAGCUCUUGAUCAUCCCGGCUCCAGGGCAGUCAAGCUUUCGCACGAAGCCUACACUGUGGGCUGGGUAUGCGCGCUUCCCCUCGAGAUGGCCGCAGCAGAAGCCAUGUUAGACGACACGCACGAACCUCUGGCUAUGAACGCCAACGAUAGCAACGUGUAUACGUUCGGUCGCAUAGGCCCCCACAACAUUGUCAUCGCAUGCUUGCCGUCGGGACAGUACGGUACGAACAGCGCGGCGGUGGUAGCAAACAACAUGCGCUGGAGCUUCCCUUCGAUAUGUAUUGGGUUGAUGGUCGGCAUUGGUGGCGGAGUCCCUGGUAAGGUCGACAUACGCCUUGGGGACGUGGUUGUCAGUAAUCCGACUGGAGGCUCCUCGGGUGUGGUGCAAUACGACUUUGGAAAAGCUGUUCAUGACGGCCGGUUUGAGUAUACAGGCACCCUAAACAAACCCCCACGAUCGGUGCUGGCGGCGGUCUCUAAGCUGCGCGCCAACCACGAAACACGACCGAGCCAGAUUCCGGCAAUCCUAGCCGACAUGGGAUGGCAUAAUCCUUACAUGUCGGAUUACCUGCAUCAAAGCAUGGAUGAAGAUCGGUUGUUCCAGGCCUCGUACGAACAUACUGGCGGAGACACUUGCGAUGACUGCGACGUCUCCAAGGUAGUAGAACGUGAUCCGCGGCCAGCAGCAGCUACACCGAAAAUUCAUUAUGGGGUUAUUGCAUCUGGGAACCAGGUCAUGAAGUAUGCGCAGACAAGAGACCGUAUUGCUAAAGACCUGGGGAUCAUUUGCUUCGAGAUGGAGGCGGCUGGGUUGAUGGAUAACUUUCCGUGUCUAGUCGUACGCGGGAUCUGCGACUACUCGGACAGCCACAAAGCGAAACGGUGGCAGAGAUACGCGGCUGCGACGGCAGCAGCGUAUGCAAAGGAGCUUCUUCUUGUCACCCCACACGGGGAUGUCGACCCCACGGUACAAGAUGCAGUGCCUGACACUGAACACAGGGAGAAACUGCUAGAUUCCCUCAAAUUCAGUCAAAUCGACAAACGGCAAGCGAACAUCAAAGCCGCCCACGCAAGGACUUGCGAAUGGCUGGUUGAACAUCCUGACUAUGCAGCUUGGAUGGAUCGCCAGAAGUACUCUCAGCACCACGGCUUUCUUUGGAUGAGGGGAAAGCCUGGUGCUGGAAAAUCGACUCUCAUGAAGUUUGCCUUCAACCGAGCAAAAAGAAGCAAGGGCAAAAAAAAGCUCUUGAUCUCCUUCUUCUUCAACGCCAGAGGCGAAGUCCUAGAGAAAACGACUUUGGGCAUGUAUCGGUCCCUGCUGCAUCAGCUUCUGGGAAGUGUGCCUGACCUGCAGACGUUGCUUGACGACCCGGAUCUCAUACCCUUGGACCAGCUAGAUUCUGAGGGAUGGGGCCUCGAUCAACUCAGAAGUCUCUUCCGCAGCGCAGUCCGGAGACUAGGACAACGACAGUUGACUUGCUUCAUUGAUGCUCUUGACGAGUGUGAUGACAAUGAGGUCUCGGACAUGGUCAAAUGUUUUGAGGAUCUUGGGCAGUAUGCGGUGCAAAACGACAUCAGUUUCUACGUCUGCCUAUCCAGUCGCCAUUACCCUUAUAUCGAUAUCGUCUAUGGCCAAAAGCUCGUUCUGGAAGAUCAGUCUGGACACGGGAAAGACUUGGAGAAGUACGUGCGCAGCGAACUCCGGGCUGGCUCUGGACCAAAGAGUGAGCAGGUGAUUGCCGAGAUUCUGCGGAAAGCUUCUGGCGUUUUCAUGUGGGUUGUUCUGGUCGUCGAAAUCCUAAAUAAGGAGUACCGGAAAGGUCGGCUGUUCGCAGUAGAAAAGCGACUGAAGGAAAUACCCUCCGAGUUGAGCCAGCUGUUCCAGAACAUCCUAACGAGAGAUCAAGAGGAUAUGGAGGAUUUACUCCUCUGCAUCCAGUUGUUGCUCUACAGUCAAAGGCCGCUGAAGCGGGAAGAGUACUACUUCGCCAUAGUGUCGGGUCUAGAGCCUGGUACCCUAGGAGAAUGGGAUCCUGAGGAUAUCACUCACGAGUUCAUGGACCGCUUGAUUGUCAGUUCAUCCAAAGGGCUUGCCGAGACGACAAAGUCAGAUGACAGGACGGUUCAGUUCAUCCAUGAGUCAGUACGGGACUUCCUUCUCAAGGAUAACGGUCUGCGUACUCUUUGGCCCGACAUGGGAGACAACUUUGAAGGUCGAAGCCACGACAGGUUGAAGGAGUGUUGCCAUACGUACUCGACGCAGGUUAACAUCUCGGCUUACCUACCGGAAGACAAGUUUCUCUUGAAGACUUCCAAAGAAAAUGCCCAAAGUUCGAGGGAGAAAGUGGCCGAGCGGUUUCCGUUUCUGGAGUACGCAACGAAUCUGGUUUUACACCAUGCCGAAGCCGCGGCGGUCCACGGGAUCUCACAAGAAGAAUUCGUCAAGGGUUUUGCAGUGGACCCCUGGAUACAGAUGAACAACUUGUUUGAGAAAGCCAUGGUUCGCCGACACAAGCCUUCCUCUACAGGCCUUUUGUACAUUUUCGCAUCAAAAGGAUUGACGAACCUGGCCUUGACAGUACUUGAUGAGCACCCUAAAAUUGAUGUAGCCGGAGGUCGCUACACAUACCCACUGCACGCAGCUAUCAGCGAGGGCCACAAGAAUACAGCUAAUGCUCUACUUGAUUUCAUUGAAAAAGUCGCCAACGGAACGAAGCCAGAUUUAAGUGGCAGUGAAGAGCUGAGAGGCAGCUGGCGUUCUAUCAGUACGAUUCUCGACUUGAGGGACGAAAAGGGACAAACGGCACUUUAUCAUGCCGCUCAAAGCAAAGAAACUGAUAUCGCAGAAAGACUUCUCGAACUAGGCGCAAGCCCCACCUUCCAUAUGCAACGUCUUCCCGCAAGCCCGCUUGUCCGAGCUGUGGAGAACAGCAAUGUAAAAUUUAUGAGGCUCUAUCUGCACAAGCGGGCCAUAUUCAGAUCAAAUCUCUCAAGUGUUCGAGGUCUAUCAAGCCAGGCAUCAUCGGAAGAAGAACAUAACGGAGAAGAGAGGCUUCUAGGGCUCGAUGAUGGCACUGUUCCAUCGCCUGGGGAUGGCAAGACUCGGAUACUUGAGAGCAAGAAGUGCGAGGAAGACGUUUCGUGGGCUCUCACCGUUGCUGCGAGGACUGGAAACGAAGAGAUUGCAAGACUUCUGCUACAAUCUGGCGCGAACACCCAGACUGUCAACCCUAACGGAGGCACACCCUUGGACAUUGCUUGCAAGCAGCGAGGAGGCCGUUGUACAGUUAUUGCUGGAGAAUGGCGCCAAGCUUGAAACCGUCGACAAAACCCGCUCGACUCCUCUUCAGGAG
This is a messenger RNA of Colletotrichum navitas, 3706 nucleotides long. RefSeq lists its product as uncharacterized. NCBI's taxonomy places the organism in Eukaryota, Fungi, Ascomycota, Sordariomycetes, Glomerellales, Glomerellaceae. Gene Ontology annotation, biological process: nucleoside metabolic process. The record is from RefSeq and is a predicted model, not a curated record. Gene Ontology annotation, molecular function: catalytic activity; protein binding. The transcript is spliced from 2 exons. The coding region runs from base 199 to 3669 and encodes 1156 amino acids.